AUGGAAGCUACUACGGCAUCCCUGCUUGCGCUGGUUGGACAGUGUAUUGAUCCCGGGUUGGAGGGGAUUGUGGAUGUUUGGGAGCUAGAGGAGCGAUCUGAUUACAAAAUACUUAUAUGUGAUUGCUAUGCAACUACAGAUGCGCCGCACGAUUACACUUUAUCUCAAGUCCACCAGCAAAGCCACACUCUUUUGCUCGCUACUUGGUCGCAUGAAGAGCUGGUCUGGAUGUAG
Messenger RNA from Paracoccidioides lutzii Pb01, 234 nucleotides. RefSeq lists its product as hypothetical. The coding region runs from base 1 to 234 and encodes 77 amino acids. The record is from RefSeq and is a predicted model, not a curated record. The transcript has 2 exons.